GGCUAAGUGCAGCGUGUGACUGGCCACACCGCCAGCCGGCAUAAUUCUUAUUGGAAUUAUUGUGUUAAGCGAGAAUAAUUUUAAUCUAAAUUUAAAUUUAACUAAUGUAUAAUUUACGCCUGCUACGAAAUCUCCUGCCGAUCGCCGGGCACGCCCAUCCGCGCUGGCUGGCUAGCCAGCACAAGCGGCGCCCGCAGCCGGGCAGCCUGCCGGCCGAUCGGCUGGACCAGCUGCGCAGUGAUCUCUUCGAGCGUCGCCAUGAGCUGAGUGGCGCGGAGUGGACGGAGGUGCGGAGGUCGCUCGUGGACGGGUACAAGCACAUCAACGGGCACAACGUGGACGCCGUCAUUCUGGGCGUGUGCAGUGCACCCAACCAAUUGUCGUUGGCCAAAAGCUAUGUGGAGUUCCUGAGGAGCAGGGGCUCCAAACCGAAUGCAGCGACACUGGGUCGCCUGCUGAGGGUCUACAAUGCCGCCUACCACGAGCGACCGCUUAGCGAGGCGGAACAGUCGGAGAUACUGCAGAUCUGCCGAUCAUUGCAGGCGGAGCACGAAACUCUGGACGCCAGCAGCUGCGAGAAUGUGAUUCAUGGACUGGUGGCCACCAGCGGCGAUGAUUGGCAGCGCGGACUGCCGCUGCUCGAGAUGAUGAAGGUCACCAGUACGCCCAGUGUGGCCGCCUACUCCGCGCUGGCGGAGAAGGCCUUCAGUGUGGCGACACCGGAGCAGGAAUUGGCCUGGCGCCUACUGGAAGAGAUGGCCACGGCACGGAAGCCGCCCAAAUGCGAGGUCUAUCUGGCGCUGCUCAAUCGACUGGCCAACGAAACGGCACAACUUCCUGCACAGCUUAGCCUUUUGUUGCAAUUCCUCGAACGCCAUGAGAUUCUAGUCAGCCAGCGGGUGGCGAUACGAUUGCAGGAGCUGUCCAGCCAGGUGCCCCAACUGUUGCACACCAGGACCACCCAUUUGGGAGGUCUGGGCAAGUGCCAGUCCUGCCAGCAGCACCUCCAGCCGGUGGCCAUCAGCGAUGAGGAGUUCCGGCAGCUAAGCGAAUGUUUUCUGGAGCGCGUGCUCAUACGACGAGACGUCUUCCAGCGCUCCACGCCCGAGGAGGUGGCCAGGUUCAAGAAGUUUGUCGAAAAGACGGCGCCAUACGACUGUGUGAUCGAUGGCCUCAAUGUGGCCUACUCUACGGGCACCAAAAAGACGCCGCAGCAGCUGGCCAAGCUAGUGGCUACGGUGGUGCGUCAUUUCCGGGAACAGGACAAGCGUGUCCUCGUCCUGGGACGCGAGCACAUGCGCAACUGGUCCAAGCAGGCCAUGCACUAUGUGCACUGCAAUGCCAGCCUCUUCUUGACCAGCAAUCUGUCGCACGAUGAUCCCUUCCUGCUGUAUGCCACGCUGCGCAGCGGCCAGGAGACAGACUUCUUCUCCCGCGACCUGAUGCGCAGUCACGCCUUUCAUCUGGGCACCGAGCUGAAGCCCAUCUUUCGUCGCUGGCAGCAGGAGCACCAGUUCUCCCUGGUCACCCAAACGCAAACGGGUCAGAUUAUAGUCAAGGAGCCCGUUCGUCAUCGGCUGUGUGCCCACCAAGUGGCGGACACCUGGCAUGUGCCCUACUGCGCGCAGUACACGCCGCAUCCCACAGACAGCUUCGAGGUGCCCGCCAACUGGCUGUGCAUCCAGAUGAAGGAGCAGACGAUACCCGCCACCAAAACCAAGACCAAAACAACGAGGUGACCAUGUGAGCAAGACUUCUUAUGCGAAUAAAUAGUAGCCAAAUGUUAACACGAAUACACUGAAGGAGCCGUCCUAGUCGCAGUCAUAGCGGGUGCACUUCUCAAAGGCUCCAAGACCCUGCGGCUGGGGCUUCUUGCGACGGCGCUCGUACAGCAGCUUCUUCUCGGCGGCGCACAUGAGCCGACGCUUGAUGUGAUUGUCCAUCUCGAAGUCCAAGUCGGCCGGCUUGGCCAGCUCGUUGGGAUCCCUUGUGGCUGCCGAGUCCAGCGCCUUAAUGAUCAAACUGAGCAGCGCGUGCGCGAGGCGAUGGCACACAUCGUACUCGAUGGCAUCCUGGCUGGUGUAGUAGAUGGCCGACUGUGAGGUGGGCUGCACACCAAUGGCCAACAGGAUGUUGCAGAAGAUGCCGCGCUGCAUGCGCGCAUACGGAUCCACCAGCUGCGGCGGAAUGCGCAUCGUUGUGGCCAGAUGGGAAAUGAAUUUGGCGAACUUCUUGAUGAGCACGUUCAGGUACUGGGUGCGGCACUGGCGCUCCAGCUUGGUCAGCAUGUUGUAGUACAGUUCCUGCUUGCGCUUCAGGAAAUCCUCCUUCUUUCGCUCCUUGGUCUUGUUGCUCUUAAGGAUCUGCUCCAGCUGUCUGUUUUUGGGAAUGAGAUGAGAUGAUUAGAUCGCGUUAGCAACUGAUGCAAGCGCUGCACUUACUCCGUGGUAAUGGCUUUGUAUUUGCCCAGCAUGCGCUUGAUCCGCUUGGCCCGCAGCUUCGGAUCGUAUACAUCCUUGAACUGCUCGUAGUUGUCGAUGAGCGUGUGCAACUUGGGCUUGGACAGGGCCACGUCGUAGGGCUUUACCUUGGGCGGCAGUGUCGGCUGGUAGGCCAUGCGCCGCACAUACAACUCCAGCUUGUCCAGUUCCUCCUCCCGCCGCUUCUUUACGUUCUCCUCUGCGCACACAUCCGGAUCCUCCUCCUCGGGCAGCGACUCCGUCGACGUGGGCAUCGGCUCAUCCCAAUCCGAGACAUUGGAGCUGGCCAUGGCUGAAGAGUACUACACGGAACUGAACUAAACGAAACG
Drosophila melanogaster (fruit fly) is the source of this 2809-nucleotide messenger RNA. RefSeq names its product mulder (gene mldr). Gene Ontology annotation, biological process: tRNA processing. Lineage: Eukaryota; Metazoa; Arthropoda; Insecta; Diptera; Drosophilidae. The record is from RefSeq and is marked reviewed. The transcript is spliced from 2 exons. Gene Ontology annotation, molecular function: ribonuclease P activity. Bases 105 to 1739 code for a protein of 544 amino acids. Gene Ontology annotation, cellular component: mitochondrion.